AUGGCUUCUUCCCGUCUGUUCCUCCUUUGCCUCGCUGGACUGGUAUUUGUGUCUGAGGCUAGCCCUGUGGGCUCUGGUGAAUCCAAGUGUCCUCUGAUGGUCAAAGUCCUAGAUGUGGUCCAGGGCAUUCCUGCUGUGAACGUGGGGGUGAAAGUGUUCAAAAAGGCUGCUGACGAGAACUGGGAGCCGUUUGCCUCGGGUGAGAAAACCAGUGAAUUUGGGGAGCUCCAUGGGCUCACAACAGAUGAAAAACUUGUAGAAGGAAUAUACAAAGUAGAAUUAGACACCAAAUCCUACUAGAAGUCACUUGGCUUUUCCCCUUUCCAUGAAUAUGCAGAGGUGGUGUUCACAGCCAACGAGUCUGGCCACCGCCACUAUACCAUCAUGGCCCUGCUCAGCCCCUACACCUACUCCACCACGGCCCUCAUCAGCGGCCCCAAGGAGUGA
Molecule: messenger RNA, 447 nt
Organism: Mesoplodon densirostris (Blainville's beaked whale)
Lineage: Eukaryota; Metazoa; Chordata; Mammalia; Artiodactyla; Ziphiidae
Gene: TTR
Product: transthyretin
Exons: 4
Biological process (GO): purine nucleobase metabolic process
Molecular function (GO): thyroid hormone binding
Source: RefSeq, a predicted model, not a curated record